AUGGCCGGUCAACUACUGCUAUCAGCCUUGUUUUUGCCAUGUGUACUGGCUGUUUCGUUGCCAGUGAAGCUACAGUUGAAGCGAGCUGUUGACUCAAGUCUUGCCAAUAUCCAUGUAUCUUAUGAAAAACCCGUCGCUACGGAGGUAGUCUUCACAUAUGGGCCUUGUAAGGCGAAGACUCCAGGAGAAUCCCACCAUCUAGUCGGCCGCUCCCGCUCCUGUGAUCACGACAGGCUACUGUGGAAAAUCCCAGAAUACGCCCCUACAGGCCAAUGCCUUUCAGCGUGGGACGCGCGACAGAACCUGCUGGGGCGUAGCCGUCCGGUGUCCAUUGCUGCGAAUGCAAAGACCACGCGCAGACGUCUCAGAAAGCGACAGGCCGACUUUUCCAUUCAGAUGGACAACUCGAGCGGCAUUGAUGCUGAAGGACCGUGGUUCGACGGAGUGGUGGCACUCAAGAACAAAGAAAUCAGCGCGGUCAAUGCUCAAGAGGCAAAGGCAAAAGAGAUCGCCAUCGUCGGUGCCGGCAUGGCCGGUCUGAUGACUUGGCUCGGGCUCAACCAAUCCGGCAUGACAAACUUGUCUCUCAUUGAAGCAGCUCAACGACUUGGUGGGAGAGUCCAUACUGCCUACUUCGGCGACCCGAGCGAGAGACAGUAUCAAGAAAUGGGGCCGAUGCGUUUCCCGCUCUCCUUCACGUCAUCCGAGACAAAUCAGACGGUACAGAUUCAAGAUCAUCGCAUCGUCUUUGAUCUGGCUGCCGAGGUCAACAGACUGAACAACAACAAUACCAAUUUCACCGUCAAUUUUAUCAAAUGGUACCAAAACUCCCCAAAUGGACUGUACUACGUCAACGGCGCUCGGAAACCCAAUGGCCAAGUUCCGACCCUGUCAGAAGUCCAAGCGAAUGCAUCAUUACUGGGGACGACCUCUGCCCAACUAGACGACCCCAAGCUGGGCACACUUGACGAGGACAUCGACGCUCUCUACAACAACGGUAGCUUCCUCGACCAGAUGGCUCGGAACAUAUACAUGGCGCACAAGAUGUUCCUGGAUCAGGGACUUGGUGGAUUGGGUGGCGACGACUUUUCCGAGUUCGCCUAUGUCCACAAUGUGCUUGGAUACGCGUUGAAUGAGACGUUCGUGGAGCUCGGAGAUUCUGGGAGUGAGAGUUUUUGGGACAAUCUGUAUGAGUCGAUGUACUUCUCUGCGACAGAUUGGAGGACAAUUGAUGGCGGCCUGACUCGCCUCCCCAGUGCCUUCCACCCACUUGUGGACGAUGUAACCUACAUGAACCGCAAGAUCCAGCGCGUCCAGUACAACGAGACGACCAAGAAAGUGACGCUGCAGUGGAAAGCCAAGCCACUCGACAGCACGUUCCAGAACGCAAGCUACGACCUGGCGGUGGUCACGGUUCCCAUGCCCCUGGUCCGCACCUGGCGUCUCCCGGCAUUCUCAGACCUUCUCAAGACCGCCAUCGACAGCUACCCAUACUCCCAGGUCUGCAAGGUGGCGCUACAGUUCCAGACCCGCUUCUGGGAACAUUUCGACAAACCCAUCUACGGCUCUUGCAGCACGACCACGGAUAUCCCCGGGAUAGGGAGCAUCUGCUACCCGAGCUACGACAUCAACUCGACCGGGAAGGGGGUGAUGCUCGCGAGCUACACGUCCUCGGACGACGGUUUACGUUGGGCGUCGAUCCCCGAGGACGUCCACGUCCAGUACGUCGUGGACGCCAUGGCCGAGAUCCACGGUCCCGUGGUGUACGAGCAAUACACGGGUGCAUAUAACCGCCGCUGCUGGAUUCUGGACCAGUACGAGACGAUCAGUUGGGCGAGCCCGGACAUUGGGAUGAGAAAGUCCUUCAUCCCUGCAUUCUUCAACACCGAGCAGGGCAUCAUCAUGAGUGGUGAGGGGACGAGUUAUACCAGUUCGUGGAUCGCCAGUGCGCUGGAGAGUGGCGUCAGAACGAGUGUCCAGCUGCUGCUUGAGUUGGGACUGGUCGAUGAAGCGAAAGCUGUGACCGAGAAAUGGAUGGCGAGAUGGAUCGAUCAGAGACCACAAGAGAGAAAGUACAUGGGGCUAAAACACGUCCUCAUCACGGGCUGUUCGGAGGGCGGGAUCGGGGCUGCCACAGCCCUCGCGUUCCAGAAGCAGGGGACCUACCACGUCUUCGCGACCGCGCGGUCUCUGGCCAAGAUGAGCCAUCUCUCCAAAUUGCCCAAUGUCACAUGCUUGGAGCUCGACGUGCUGUCUCCAGCAUCCAUCUCUGCCACAGCGCAGAAAGUCACCGAGAAGACGGGCGGCAAGUUGGACGUGUUGCUCAACAACGCGGGCCAAUUGGUCAUGGCGCCGGCUCUGGACACGGACUUGGACACGGCGAGGCAGGUGUUCGAGGUCAAUUUCUGGGGCGUGGUGGGCGUGACCAACGCGUUUGCUCGGAUGGUCGUGGCGGCCAAGGGCGUGGUGGCGACCACGGGGAGCAUUGCGGGCGAUAUCAAUGCGCCUUUUCAGAGCAAGUACCCGAGUUUCUACGCUGCCUCCAAAGCCGCCAUCAUGACAUAUUCCGAGACCCUGCGCCUGGAACUGGCCCCCUUUGGUGUAAGGGUGCUUACCAUGGCCACGGGUGUCGUGGCCUCGAAUCUCGCCAACGGGCUCUCAGAAUCAGUCUCCCUCCCCACGCACUCGCUGUACCAGCCAGUUGAGGGGGCAUUGAAGAAGCGCUUGAAAGGUGGUGGGCACGCGUCGACGAGCCCGGACGCAUACGCCGAGAAGUUUGUCAAGUUGGUGGAAGGAGGGAAGAGCGGGAAGAUCUACUUGGGCAGUUCGGCGGGUGUGGUGAAAUGGGCGAGGAUGGUCUUGCCAGCUAGCGUCGUGCCCGAAUGGGCCUUCUCUGCUGGUUCUCUGGCUAACAGCAGCGACUUUGGUGUUGUCGAUCACAGGACUAUCUCGUCAGUCAAGGAAGUGGCCUAG
Molecule: messenger RNA, 2973 nt
Organism: Fonsecaea multimorphosa CBS 102226
Lineage: Eukaryota; Fungi; Ascomycota; Eurotiomycetes; Chaetothyriales; Herpotrichiellaceae
Exons: 7
Coding region: 1-2973 (990 amino acids)
Biological process (GO): triglyceride catabolic process; phosphatidic acid biosynthetic process
Cellular component (GO): endoplasmic reticulum; lipid droplet
Molecular function (GO): triacylglycerol lipase activity; acylglycerone-phosphate reductase (NADP+) activity
Source: RefSeq, a predicted model, not a curated record